AUGUCGAGUAUGAUACCCGAGAGGGAACAACAGAACCAUUGUCGACAGGCAAAGUCCCAUUGGAAUGGCCGCAAACACCACGUUGUGCUUCGCGAACGUUUCCACAUGCAGCUGUAUCAAGCCGAAACGAGUACUGUGCUGAAAUCGGAAGAUGCAGCUAUUGCUACCGUAAUCUGUGAGGGCGGAGUUCGUGCUCAUGCAACCGGUUUUGGAGGUGGAAUGGUUAUGCUUCUACAUGAUCGAAAUAAAAAUGAAACGUUAGUGAUCAGCGCGUAUUCAGCCGCUCCGCGCACCGCCACCGAAGAAACGUUUGUUACUAAUCCUGCUUUGGCAGAAAUCGGUUGCUCAGCUUAUAAGCUGACCAUCACUGAGGGCGAAAUAUUUCGUGAUUUAUAUCAUGCCGCUUUUCUUCGUCGCCUCGCUAUCGCUAGGGAUCCAGUGGAGUUGUUCUACAGAGGCGAAAUCGCCAAUCAAAUCGUUCUCGAAAUGAAACAACGUGGUGGUUUGUUAACCAAAGUCGAUCUGGCCAGCUAUGAAACGAACAUCGAAAAGCCGAUUGAAGUCAGAUUAUCCAACGGAUACACCUUGAGAGGACCUCAACCACCAUCCUCCUUUACAGCUCUGAGUCUACUCGUGGACACCAUGAUGAGCCGAUUCUGGAGCGAAUCGAAUAUCACCAUGGAUGCCUCCUACCUCAGAGAGCUUCUGAAGGCUCAGCAACUGGCUCUGUCGAGGCUGGAAGAAUUAGGCGAUCUGGAAUAUAUGUUAAACGAUCCAGUGACACAAGUCCUGCAAGCACCUCAGAACAGUACCAGCUACGAUGCUUCCCAUGAAGAAAAGAUCGCUGACAUUCGAAAUUUGAUGUGGAAUCUGAAAGAUCAAGGCUCCGUGGGUUCCCACAUAAACGUUAUGGAUGGAGGAGGGCUUGCCGUGGCGCUAAGCUCUUCUCUCAAUGAAAGAUUCGGUUCGGUGAGGCGAUCUGUGAAAGGUGGAUUUGUAUGGAAUAACGAAAUGUCGUCAUUCACUAUUCCUGACAAAGAAAAAAGUGAAGAUAUACAUGUGAAUGCAGUUGAAGGAAGAAAGCGACCACGUAGUUCAAUGAUGCCACUGAUGGUUUUUGAUGAAGCUGGUCAGGUAAAACUUACCUUUUCGAAUAAAAUGUGUUUCAAUGUGACUAGUCAAGUUAUAGAAAAUCUGUGCUAUGAGGGGGAACGUCCGUUCCGCGCGUCCGUCGAAACUAUGUCACCCCUCCCACUUCGUACGCGGCGCUCCCAAUGCGAUUCCGAGAUGCCAUUACGGUACCACCAAGUGUCAGUGGAGCGAAUGAUUUGCAUUGGUCCGCGUUAUCUUUCUUUAGGCUGA
This is a messenger RNA of Haemonchus placei, 1362 nucleotides long. NCBI's taxonomy places the organism in Eukaryota, Metazoa, Nematoda, Chromadorea, Rhabditida, Trichostrongylidae. The record is from the annotation of a GenBank genome assembly.